UCAACCACAUCUUUACUUGUCCUUUUUUAUAAUUUUUUUUGUACGUUUUCCUUUCAAUUCCCUCAUGGCUCUGAAACAUCCACUGCCUUGCAAAUCCUCCAUGGCUGCACUCAUUCUCCUACUUGUUGGGUUGCUACACAUAACAGGGGUAGAGUCCAUUGGAGUUUGUUAUGGUAAAAACGGCAACAAUUUACCAUCGGAAACCGAUACCAUAAACCUCAUGAAGAGGAGUGGCAUCCGAGGUCUGCGAGUCUACGCCGCCGACCCCGCAGUCUUCAACGCUGCCAGGGGAAGCAACCUCGCCGUCAUCGUCGACGUUUCCAACCCUAGGCUCCAAGAGCUAACCGACCCCGCCCGAGCCAGAGCUUGGGUCCAAACCAACAUAGUACCCUUCGCCAACGCCGUCAACUUCAAAUACAUCGCCGUCGGGAACGAGGUGUUCGCCGGAAACCCCGAAACGGCUCGGUACGUCAACUUCGUCAUGCCCGCCUUGCGAAACGUGCACAACGCGCUAGCGGCGGCUGGGUUGCAGGGCAAGAUCAAGGCCACCACCGCCACCUACUCCGCCGUCCUGACCAACACCUACCCGCCCAAUCAAGGCGUUUUCCGGGACGACGCCAAGGGGUUAAUGAACCCCGUCGUCCAAUUCCUCGCCCAAAACAAUCUCCCUUUGCUAGCCAAUAUUUACCCUUAUUUCAGUUACCGAGGAAACCCCUCUCAGAUCCCGCUUUCCUACGCUCUUUUCACCGACCCCAACCCCAACGCCGUCGGCUACCGCAACCUCUUCGACGCGCUCCUCGACUCCAUGUACGCCGCCGUUAAGAAAGCCGGCGGUCCUAACGUCCCCAUUGUUGUUUCGGAAACCGGCUGGCCCUCCGCCGGCGGCUUCGCGGCGACGACGCAGAAUGCUGCCACGUACUAUAGGAAUCUCAUCGCACAUGUUAAAGGAAACGCUGGGACUCCGAUGAAGCCCGGAAGGUCAAUUGAGACUUACCUUUUCGCCAUGUACGAUGAAAACCUGAAAGGUGGUGAUGCAGUGGAGAAGCAUUUUGGAGUGUUCCGUCCCGAUAAAAGUUCAAAGUAUCAGCUUAAAUUUAACUAAUUAAGGAAUGAGCUGAUUAGCAGUAUUGCAAUAAUAAUAAUAAUGAUAACAAAUAAUGUAUGGGACAAAAAUAAAUUACAAAAGUGUAUGAAUCAUUGGAUCCCUUUACAGAGCAUAAGAAGGGGCAAUAAAAUUGUAAAUGCUUUAUGCAUGGAUCCAACAUACUCUAAUAUGUUUGAGCAUUUGAGCAAUAAAGUUUCUUGUUUAUAUAUUAUAUUUGGU
Molecule: messenger RNA, 1324 nt
Organism: Ipomoea nil (Japanese morning glory)
Lineage: Eukaryota; Viridiplantae; Streptophyta; Magnoliopsida; Solanales; Convolvulaceae
Product: glucan endo-1,3-beta-glucosidase, acidic-like
Exons: 2
Coding region: 65-1102 (345 amino acids)
Biological process (GO): carbohydrate metabolic process
Cellular component (GO): plasma membrane
Molecular function (GO): hydrolase activity, hydrolyzing O-glycosyl compounds
Source: RefSeq, a predicted model, not a curated record